This is a messenger RNA of Ostrea edulis (European flat oyster), 5689 nucleotides long. RefSeq names its product cilia- and flagella-associated protein 43-like. The coding region runs from base 116 to 5323 and encodes 1735 amino acids. The transcript is spliced from 42 exons. Gene Ontology annotation, cellular component: axoneme. Gene Ontology annotation, molecular function: protein binding. The record is from RefSeq and is a predicted model, not a curated record. Gene Ontology annotation, biological process: cilium assembly. Lineage: Eukaryota; Metazoa; Mollusca; Bivalvia; Ostreida; Ostreidae.
ACAAAUUCGACGAGAACGAGAUUUUCCGCGAGAGUUUAUCGACUUCCUUAGCAACAGCUGGGUUUAAAGGAAAAAAUGGUUUGGAUAUAAAUAAACUGCUGAUCAUUAAAUUAAUAUGGAUUCGGUUGGAUCUUUAGAGUUAUCGUGGGCCCAGGGAUACAAUGGUGGCAAAAUUGGAUACAUUGACAAGGAUGUGAUCUGCUACCAAGCAGGGAGUAAUGUGAAGUUUGUAUCAGAAGACGGAACAGAAACAGUCUACAACUUCAAAGGAAAUGGAGUUGGACCCUUUGCAGUGCACCCAACAAAUAAAUGCUUUGCUAUUGCCGAGCAAUCACUUAACCCCAAAAUCACUGUUUUUAUGUAUCCAACCUUUAGGGAGGUAGCUGUUUUAAAAGAUGGAUCUAAGCUGGAGUACAGAUCAAUGAUUUUCUCACACAGUGAAUAUCUGGGAACAAUCUCUGGAGUUCCUGAAUUUCAGCUUAUUCUGUGGCGAUAUACAGAUGGAACUAAAUUAGCAACUGUUGACCUUGUAUCAGAUCCCGUGACCUGUUUGACUUUUAAUCCUGGAAAUUGGAGACAGAUCUGUGUUACGACUGAAAAUUCAAUGACGAUUUGGAACACAGAACAAAGUGAUAAUAAAUACGUCUUACUUCCUCAGAAAGUGAAAUUGCCAGCAGAGAAUCCAUCUCUGAACUUUGACGAUGAGAAGGACAGAGACAUUCCUACUCGAGCAUCAACCAGGAUGUCUAGGUAUACUGUGGAUCUUCCAAAAGCAGCCAUCGCUGGGCUGGUGGGGGAGAAGGCAGAGGUGUUAGAGGAGAUCCAAGACACCACUCCCCGUGUGGUUCCACUGUCUCAUGCCUGGUCACCUAGUGGAGAUGUCUUUGUUGGAUGCAAAGGAGGACAAAUUCUCAGGGUGGAUGGAGAAAUUUACAAGGCGAAGAUCUUAUAUUGCCCUCUUCCACCUGCAAGUGCCCCAAAUUCCCGAGCUACAAGUGCUACAAGUCGCUACAACUCACAGAUGGAUCUACCUACAGCCAAAAAGAGGACAAGAUAUGCUGAUGAAGUAAAGGAGAUGAUUUUUGAGGGUGGAGCAGACUGUGUAUCCCUCCACAGAAAGGGUCUCUAUGUGGCUGGACAGGAUGGCAUGUUAAGACUGGUAGACCUAAAGUCUGAGGAAUUUAAAAUCCUGGAAAAGAUUCCCAUUGGAAAUUCAGUUACUGCGUUGUCCUUUUCAUCAAAUUACAAGCGCAUAGCUGUAGCAACAAGCAAGGGAACAUUCCAUGUCUAUGAGGUUGGAGCAGCUCCAGAUUCUGUCAAAAAUCUGAAGGAUUUUCACAUGGGCAACUUUGUGGGCAUUUCCUGCUUGGCUGGCAAUGAGUACUGUGUGUCAGUAAGAGAAGAUGGUGAACUCCAGGUGUGGACAAUAGACAAAGGUCUUCUAAUCUCCUCGGUGUCUGUAGGAAUACAGGCACUUUGUUUGGCAUGCUGUCCUAUGGUUCAUGUGGCUGCUGUGGGAACAGUCAGCGGCCAUGUGUUUUAUGUGGAUCUGACCUUUCCUAAGAAACCGAGGGUUGUCACGGCAAAAAGGCUUUACCAGGGACCACUUACACAUCUCACAUAUGACUCUGAAGGAAAGUAUCUGGUCUCCGGGUCAGAUGAUGGUCAUGUGUUUGUGAUUGAUGGGCGAGCAUCGGUAAACUUCAAACCUAUUGGAUACACCACAAUACCUGGGGAUAUCCAGUCUAUAUCCACCCACAGCACUAACACAGUCACCAAGAUCGUGGUGACCUCCAACACAUCCAAAAACAAGAGAAACGGAGCUGACACUGUGCUGUCCUUUAGGGUCACAGAUGAAUUGGUCAAAGAUUUGAGAAACAAUGUCAACAGUUUGAAGUACGACUUCAAGGAUGCUUCCAUUAAACGAAUAAUCCUGAAACUGCCUAUCCCAGGAUAUGGUGCCGCAUUGGCUGAAGAGAAUUCAUUCUUCACUCUGGGCCAAACUUCUAAAAAGCUCUAUCAGUUCUCCCUGCCAGAGGAACCUCCUAAGAAGUCAGAUGACGUAAUCCUGGAGGUAGAUGAGGAUGAGCUAGUUGAUAGUGAGACAUUGUAUCAACAGAGGGGGAAGCCAAAUGAAUUGUUUCCUGAGGCUGAGUUUGAUUCACACCAGCUUCCUGGAGGCAAAUUGCAGUUGUCUCCCCAUGGCAAGUGGCUGGCCAGUUGUGGUACAGAUGGUGCUGUACAACUCCGAGCUUUAGGAACAUUGGACAGGUUUGUGACUGUGAAGCCUCACGAUUACCACUUGGGUGGUGUCAGAAUUGUGGCAUUUGCUGAUGAUGCUCAGAACAUAUUUACCACAGGAUAUGAUGGUGUUCUGUGUUGUUACUCAUGGAAGUUCUCCUCCACUGGAGUCGGGAAGGCCAAGUCAGCCAUGGAAGCUGCUCGAGCAAGGAAGACAAGACUGAUGCAGAUCCAGAAAGAUGAAGAUGAAGUUGUGAGGAAUUUCCCAGAGUACUCUCCUCCUUCCAAUUCCAGACCUGUAUCAGGGGAAAUAACUCAGGCAGAAAAGGAAAGAAGGGCUUUGGAGAAGGCUCAAGAGAGUGAUGAAAUCUAUCGUACUCCGACUCCCGUCGCUCCAAAGGAUGCCACCUGGCAACAAGUGCAGGAGUUUGAGUCAAUAAAAGAAGAGGACAAUGAGUAUGCUAGUGUCAAACAGGACUUGAGGGUACAGAUUCGAGACAUGAGGAGGACGAUUCAAGGGAUGUUGAAGCAAAAUGAGGUUUUGCCAGAUAUUGAAAAACUAGGUCGCCAUGAGUUUGACCUUGACAUUGAGGAACAGAACCGUCUCCAAGCUGAGGCUGAUGCUGAAGUCAAUAGGGUUAAAGAAGAAAUAGAGUUUGAGAACUUGGCAAAGAUUUAUUUAAGGGAAAUGAUCAAGAGAGAAUGCUGGGAUGAAAUGGAUGUCAAAGGUCGAGCAAUUCAGUCAUUCUUUACAUCACUGGAGGUCAGCAACUUCCCAAUGCGGAAGAGAUCUGCUGCCACAGAAAAGCAACUCCAGAUUGUGUCCACUCGCCGCAAGAUCCAGCUAGCUGAUGUUGCAGCACGUAAAGCUGAACUAGAAGCCAGUCAGAAACCGGGUGCGACACCAGCUCGAGAAAGUUAUAGACGAGAUGAUGAAGCAGCUGAUGUUGAUGAAGGAGACGAGAGUGGUAAAGAGAAACCCUCCACCACCGGAAGCCUGGGUGCUAUGUAUGGAGGGGGCAGUGACCUUUUCUUCAGUCAGUUUGACCUUCACACUCGGGACCAGAAAGUCAGUCAGAUUGUUCUCUUAGAGGAUGCAAUCUAUAGAAUUAAGAACACUUUCAAUAAGGAAUUUGAUGAAGUUUAUCAAAAGAAGUUGUCAGAGAUUUCCAAGAUUAAGGAUAAAAACAAGAGAAUUGUGAAGAUUUUGGCAGAUUUGGACUUGAUUGAGGAUGUAGUUCAGCCUGUCCUAUCCAUCUAUGAGGAUCCCGAGUCCUUACUCACUGUGGAAGAUCAUGAGGUCAAAGUGGAGAAGUAUUUGACAGCAGAACAAAGGAAAGAAUUAGAGAAGAAGGAGAAAGAAGAAGAGGAGAGAAAAAUGCGAGAAAAGGGAGAUAAUGCCCGGGAAAGAGGACUGGACAUGAUGAUGGGCGGAGUUCUGGAGAUCAAGAAGGAGGAUGAACUCAAAAAGGAUAUUCCAAAACCACUUUUCAUGUCCACCAAGGAGCCCAAUGACUGGACAGAGGAUGAACAAAAACUGGCCAAAGAAUAUGAAAAAAGGGUCAAAGAACUGCAGGAGGAGAGAGAAAAGUACAGAAAGCAACUUGAGACUGAGUUGAGGAAACUGCAGAGCAUGAUCCAUGAUAGCAUGCAGGGAUUUGAUGAUACUCUGACUCAGCUAUUUAUGAAGAAGAUUAAGAUCAUGAUGGUCAUCUAUCAGGAGGAGCUGAAGAUCCUGCGACUGCGGUACUCUCUGUUGGUGGAGGAGGAGUUAGAGACCAGAGAAAAGGAACUGAACCGACUCAUGGAACACAAGAAGACAAUGAAGGCUUUGACAGCCACCGCUUUGAUGGAGUCUAAGAAACACAUGGAUGCCUUCAAGGAACAGUAUGAUAUUCUGAAUGCCGAGGACAAGGUCAUGGAUAAAGCAUUCAAGCGUGAAUUUCAUGAUGUCACAGCAGUACAGCAGGACCAAUUGUACAGGCUGUUCAGAAAGAGGCCAAGAAUACCAAGACUUAAAGGUUUCGACACCCCAGCCCCAUCAACAGCAGACACUUCCAUCCCUAAUCCUUUUGCUGACCGCCCAUCCACAGCCAGACAACAUGCUCAGGCCAAAUCACAGCUAGAUGCAGCCAUCCAGGAUCUGGACAAAAUUUCCAACAUCCCAGAGGGUGUGGAGGAGGCCGUGUGGCAGAGGCUGUGUGCCUACCGAAGGGAGAAAAUUGAAAAUGACUUACUGAUAAAACAAAAAGCCUUGAUCCUAGCAGAGAUGGACAACUUUUACAAAAAGAGAGUAGAAGAGGACGAGAGACUGAAGAAUGAUAUGGAGGGCAUUUUUGAUACACUUAACAAAUUACAUGAUGACAGAAUACGAUUUAAUCUUAACCUUGAAGUCCAGCUGAUGUUGAAGCAAGGUCAGGUGGAAGUUGAUCCAACAAAUUUCAUUCAUGAUUACAAAGACAGCGCUCUAAUACACAGGGGCGUGGUGGAGGAACUUAACAGUAAUAUUAAGCAACUGGGUGAAAGCAAGAUAACGAGUAUGAUGGAGAGCAAGGAUUUCAGAAAAGGCAUUAUACAAUUAGAAUGGGAGCAAAAGAGAAUGUUGAUGCAGAUGGAGGACCUGAAGAAUAAGAUGAAAGAUAUUCAGUUCAUGAAAGUCACAAGGGAGAUCCAGCUGUAUUUAUCUAAUGAGGAUUAUGAUGGCAAAAAAUCAGAAGAAAUAGGAAAGUUAGAACAGACAAUUCUCACACAGCUAAAGCAUCAUGAAAAGAAUGUCAGAGAAAAGAAGAGAAUAAUAAAGGACUUAGGAAAGACCAUCAAGUCACGGGAUUCUGAAAACUUCUCGAUGGACAAUGAUCUGGCGGAGCUUAAUGUCACAGUGAACGAGAGGAGGCAUAUAGAUGAUGUUAAUGCUGAGAGAAGAUCAGACACUGGAACAGAAAAACGAUACCAAGAAAUUGUCCAGCGACGAAAAUUAGUGGACCUAGCCAAAGCCCAGGCACAGGAAGUGGCUGUGUUACGGGCAGAAGUGGAACGGUUGCGAAUGAGAACUUUCCCUGCUUUAGUUCAAGUGGAGCACUAGCAUACUGACUCAGUCUAAAGCUUUUGUGAUACCCAGACUAUUUUGUAUACAUCUUUGUUUACAAAUGAAAAUUAUUUGUGAUUGAUUUGGCAUACUUCAAAUAUUUGAAAAAUCUUUCAACAUUUAUGCAUACGUAUAGACAUUACCUAGAAAUAUUGUGUGUAUUUAAGAAGUUGAAUGACAAUUUUGUGUUAGAAUAUAUGAUUUCUUUUGUUUGCUACACUUAUGUUAUGACGACAUUAAUUGCAGUCUUAAAUGAUGUGAGAGUAAACCGAGUUAAGAUGAUACUUUGUGACAUCAUAUGUCCAAACUACCUGUAUAUUUCAAUGACUGAAUAUUAAAGUACCAAGUAAUUUUAAAACUUUA